Molecule: messenger RNA, 1047 nt
Organism: Rattus rattus (black rat)
Lineage: Eukaryota; Metazoa; Chordata; Mammalia; Rodentia; Muridae
Gene: Tbpl2
Product: TATA-box binding protein like 2
Exons: 7
Coding region: 13-1047 (344 amino acids)
Biological process (GO): DNA-templated transcription initiation
Molecular function (GO): DNA binding; RNA polymerase II general transcription initiation factor activity
Source: RefSeq, a predicted model, not a curated record
GGCUCUCCCCUCAUGGAAGAGGACAUGUACUUGGACAUCUUCCUGGACCCUUAUACCUUCCAGGAUGACUUUCCUCCAGCUACGUCUCAACUAUUCAGCCCAGGAGCGUCUUUAGAUGUGCACCCACUUAAUCCAUCCAAUCCAGAGACUGUGUUUCAUUCACAUCUUGGUGCAGUCAAAAAGGCACCCAGUGACUUUUCAUCUGUGGAUCUAAGCUUCUUACCAGAUGAACUUACCCAAGAAAAUAAAGACCGAACUGUCACUGGAAACAAAGUCACAAAUGAGGAAAGCUUUAGGACUCAAGAUUGGCAAAGUCAGUUGCAGUUGCCUGAUGAACAAGGCAGUGGGCUGAACUUGAAUAGCAACAGUUCACCAGAUACCCAGUCAUGUCUGUGCUCUCAUGAUGCUGACUCCAACCAGCUCUCUUCAGAAACACCAAAUUCCAAUGCCUUACCUGUGGCAUUGAUAUCAUCCAUGACACCAAUGAACCCUGUUACAGAAUGUUCUGGAAUUGUGCCUCAAUUACAGAAUGUAGUUUCCACUGCAAAUCUGGCCUGUAAAUUGGAUCUGAGAAAAAUAGCUUUGAAUGCCAAAAACACAGAAUAUAAUCCAAAGAGGUUUGCUGCAGUCAUAAUGAGGAUCCGAGAGCCAAGGACCACAGCUCUUAUAUUUAGCUCUGGGAAAGUGGUCUGUACAGGAGCCAAAAGUGAAGACGAGUCUCGGCUGGCAGCAAGAAAGUAUGCUCGCGUGGUGCAGAAGCUGGGGUUCCCCGUCAGAUUCUUCAAUUUUAAAAUUCAGAACAUGGUUGCAAGCUGUGAUGUGAAAUUUCCCAUCAGGCUGGAGAUUUUGGCACUAACCCAUCGGCAGUUCAGUAGUUAUGAGCCUGAACUGUUCCCUGGCCUUAUUUAUAAGAUGGUGAAACCGCAGGUUGUGCUGCUCAUCUUUGCAUCUGGAAAGGUUGUACUGACAGGUGCCAAAGAGCGUUCUGAGAUCUACGAAGCAUUUGAAAACAUGUAUCCUAUUCUAGAAAGUUUUAAGAAAGUCUGA